Jaminaea rosea is the source of this 2405-nucleotide messenger RNA. RefSeq names its product PRP3-domain-containing protein. Gene Ontology annotation, biological process: mRNA splicing, via spliceosome. The transcript has a single exon. Gene Ontology annotation, cellular component: U4/U6 x U5 tri-snRNP complex. The record is from RefSeq and is a predicted model, not a curated record. Lineage: Eukaryota; Fungi; Basidiomycota; Exobasidiomycetes; Microstromatales. Bases 42 to 2165 code for a protein of 707 amino acids.
UUCUCAACUUGGUUUCCUCAUCUCUCUACACGAUCAACCCAAUGCCGCCGAAGAGGCCCCAUCCUAAUCCCUUUGGCGAGGAUGACGCCGGCAGCAAUGGCGAUGCUACCGCCGCGACUCCAUCACCCAAGCGACCUCGUAUCAUUCCUGCGACGCUUGAGGCUGGCAGCAGCGGCGCAGCACCACCAGCAUCUUCCGGAUCAUCGACCGCGCCAUCCAGCGUCCAAGCUCAGAUCGCAGCGGCCAAGGCAAAGAUUAUGGCAAAGAUGGCGAGUCAAGGGCAGCAAGCCUCUGUGCAGCCAGCUCGACCUCCGGCUCCCACUUCAGCAUCACUCCCGCCCAGGCCAUCUGCCUCGAUGGCAGGCGCAGCUCCUGUCCCUCCUCGCACUGGAGGCGCGUCCGCCAAGCCAGACUUCGAGGCCAUGAAGAGGAGGGUCGCAGAGGCAAAGAGGGCAGCAGAGGAGAAGGCCGCAGCUGAAGCCAGGCAGCGACAGCAGUCGUCUACCUCCGCAGCAACGAGAGCAGCGCCCACACCCGCAGCACGCAGCGAGGGUCGACAGGGACAAGGUCUCCAUCCGCUCCUCGCUCAGCAGUCAAUUCCAGCUGCAGGCACCUCCUCUCCAGUCCCGUCGUACGCCAGGGGCGCAAAAGCAAGCGCAACUCCAGAACCAAUCAAGGUCAACCCCUACCUCUCCACCGAGGACGAUGCCUCAGCUGGCCCCUCGUCGACGGGCGCAGCAAAGCGCAGCAUGCAUCGGCCCCUUCAAUUCAAUCGCGCUGGCCGCCAUGUCGCAGCCGCAGAGGAGGCUCGCCGAGAAGCCCAGCUCGAAGCCCUACAGAAACGCAUCGCCGAGCGAGGUCGCCUGGCUGGGCUUUCCGACAAGCUGACAGGCAAGGAGAGAGCCAUCAAGCGGCAGCCGCCACCUGAUGUUGAGUGGUGGGACGCGGCGCUAUUGCCAGAGGAGAGCUACGAGUGCGUGCCGGCGUACCCGCCCACGCAAGAGAUACUCGCUCGAGCAGCACAAGCCGCACCUGCAGCGGAGAGCUCCUCUCCCUCCUCCUCCUCUUCUUCCCUCCUACCCCUGAUCAUCUCCGCGGGCACACCCAUCGACUCCUACGUCCAACACCCGAUCCCUAUCCCCGCUCCCAGCUCAACUGCUCCGCCUCCCCCCUCCCGCGGUAUCAUGCUCACCAAGCGCGAAAUGAAAAAGAUGCGCAGGCAACGUCGUGCAGCCGAACAGCAAGACAAGCAAGAUCGCAUCAAAAUGGGCCUCCAAGCCCCUGAUGCGCCCAAGGUCAAGCUGUCCAAUCUCAUGCGCGUCCUCACCUCUGAGGCAGUAGCCGAUCCAACAAAGGUCGAGGCCAGGGUGAGGAGAGAAGUGGCCGCAAGGAGAGUACAGCAUGAGCGCACCAAUGCCGAGAGGGCCUUGACGGGGGAUCAGAGAUGGGAGAAGGAGCAAUCCCGAAAGGAGAGGGUGGAGGAACAAAGGGGUACCUGGCUUGCAGCAUGGGCCGUCCCGCUACUCGCGCAUCCCUACCACUUGGCGACUAUCAAGCGUAGCGCAAAAGAGCAGGGUCUAGGCGGGAGAUGCGUGAGGGUGAGACCGGGCAAAGGAGGGAUAAUCGAACGCGAGGGAGAGGAUCAUCGGGGUGGAGAGAGCACAAAGGAGGAGCAAGGCUUUUCCCUCGUCGUGGUGGAAGGGUCAUUCGACGGCAUCAAGAAGUUCAAGAAGACUAUGGCUAAGCUCUCAGAACGCGAUCCGCGGGAUAAAGUCGGUGGCUCUUCCUCCAGAGACGAUGAUGAAGCCGGACCCUCCGCCUUCUCCUCUUCAAAUCGACCCUUCCUAGGCGCAAUGGGUGACGCACCACCUCCUGGCCCUACAAACGCGCUCGACGACCUCGGGCUGCACGACUGGGAGGAGGUAACCUGGUCGCGCAACACCUUCCAGCUUGUGCAUGAGGGGCGAGUAAAGGAGCGACUACUCCCCCCCGCACGAGCGGGCGCUGCUGAUGGGAGUGGCGGGAGUGGGGACAGUGCAGGAUAUGCGUUGCGCAUUGUUCCUGGGUGGAUGGAAGGGAGCAAUGAAGCCAAGGAACAGUUGCCUGAGCAGUGGAGGGGCUUGUGGGAUGUGGCGGGUAGGUGGGUUGAGGCUGAGGGGGACUAAAAUGCGAGAGCAGGAGAGCGGGCGUAUAAGACAGCAUGCUGCGGUGUGGUGUGGUGCUCUCCAAGGUAAAGGGGCGAUCGAUACGCACAGUCUCAAUACUAGAGGCAAUGCUUCAUAUUCAUGAUGACCGAGAAAUACUGUUCUUUCAAUCGUGGAGUACCGAUAAGGGACGGGAAAGGGACGGGGAGAUGCUGAGGACGAGGUGAGACCGAGAAAGCGGGAGAGAUGGGGAAGCCCAGC